This is a messenger RNA of Xiphias gladius (swordfish), 2686 nucleotides long. RefSeq names its product kelch-like family member 7 (gene klhl7). Gene Ontology annotation, cellular component: Cul3-RING ubiquitin ligase complex. The record is from RefSeq and is a predicted model, not a curated record. NCBI's taxonomy places the organism in Eukaryota, Metazoa, Chordata, Actinopteri, Istiophoriformes, Xiphiidae. Bases 375 to 2210 code for a protein of 611 amino acids. Gene Ontology annotation, molecular function: protein binding. The transcript has 13 exons. Gene Ontology annotation, biological process: protein ubiquitination.
AUAAUGAAAUAUGAAAUCUGCCAUCCAAGGGACGAAAACUACUUAUUUUAAAGAAUAAAUCUGCUCCUCAACCCUGCAGGUUAGGGUUUUGUUUUUGUUUUUUUUCACGUCUGUCGCUAGAGGGUGAACGCGAGUUUAUCCAACCAUAACCGAACCGUAGAAGAAGAGGGUAACCGCUACCCAAGCCACAGAGCUGAGCGGUAAAGCUGUUGUCAAACUGGCGGCUUUUUAAGUCAUAAAAAAAGAAAAAAAAAACAGGCUGCUCUUGACCAAUAAGCCAACUGUCAACAAAGAGACCGCAGUUGCACACUGCCGGCAGUGGUGCUCAGAGUGUCGUACCUCAACUGAACUGGGCAGACGUUGGCCAGGCUGACAUGACGGGGAUAGCCUCUCCAGAGAAGGCGUCCAGCUCCAAGAAGAAGGGCGAGAGGAAGUGUGCCACCAAAGAGGAGUACAGACAGCUGUCCAGCAUCAUGGGAGUCAUGAACAAUCUGAGGAAACAGGGUACCCUUUGUGAUGUGACCCUGGUGGUUCAGGGGAAGCACUUUCCUGCGCACAGAGUAGUGCUGGCAGCUGCAAGCCACUUCUUCAGCCUCAUGUUCACUACCAGAAUGAUGGAGUCGAUGUCCCAUGAGGUGGAGCUCAGGAGUGCUGAGCCCGAGAUCAUUGAGCUGUUGAUUGAAUUUAUCUACACAGCUCGGAUCUCAGUGAACAGCAGUAAUGUCCAGUCGUUGCUGGAUGCAGCCAACCAGUACCAGAUUGAGCCUGUUAAGAAGAUGUGUGUGGAGUUCCUCAAAGGACAGAUUGAUGCAACAAACUGCCUGGGUAUUUCAGCCCUUGCAGACUGUAUGGACUGUCCGGAGCUGAAGGCAGCAGCAGAGGACUUCUUCCAGCUCCACUUCACUGAAGUCUACAAACUGGAUGAGUUCCUGCAGCUGGAUGUUACACAGCUCACGCAUCUCCUACACCAGGACAAACUCACUGUCCGUGCUGAGGCCCAGAUUUAUGACGCAGCAGUGCGCUGGCUGAAGUACGAUGUGUGUAACAGACAGCAGUACAUGGUGGAGGUGCUGGGGUGUGUUCGCUUCCCCUUGGUCUCCAAAACCUUCCUGUCUAAGACAGUGCAGGCUGAGCCCCUCAUCCAGGACAACCCACAGUGCCUCAAGAUGGUCAUCAGUGGGAUGCGCUACCACUUGCUGUCCCUGGAGGAUCGGGAGGACCUGGGGGAGAGUAGCCGACCGAGACGGAAGAAGCACGACUACCGUAUCGCUCUGUUUGGAGGCUCCCAGCCACAGUCCUGCCGUUACUUCAACCCCAAGGACUCCAGCUGGACAGACAUCCGCUGCCCCUUUGAGAAGCGCAGGGACGCCACAGCCAUCUUCUGGGACAACGUGGUCUACAUCCUGGGCGGCUCGCAACUGUUCCCCAUCAAGCGCAUGGACUGCUACAAUGUCCUGAAGGAUAGCUGGUACUCCAAGCUGGGGCCACCCACACCACGCGACAGUCUGGCUGCCUGCGCCGCCCAGGGCAAGAUCUAUACAUCCGGAGGGUCAGAAGUGGGUAGCUCAGCCUUGGACCUUUUCGAAUGCUAUGACACAAGGACGGAGUCGUGGCAGGUGAAAACCAGCAUGCUGAUGGCGCGCUGCAGCCACGGCUCAGUGGAGGCCAACGGGCUCAUCUACGUCUGCGGAGGAACAGUGGGCAACAAUGUGUCUGGCAGGGUCCUCAACAACUGUGAGGUGUAUGACCCCAACACACAACAAUGGAGGGAGCUGUGUGGGAUGAGAGAGGCCAGGAAGAACCAUGGGCUGGUGGUAGUCAACAACAGGAUCUAUGCUGUUGGAGGGCAGGGGGCACUAGGUGGACUGGACUCGGUGGAGUACUACGACAUUGCCAGCAAUGAGUGGCGUGCUGCCUCGCCGAUGCCGUGGCGAGGUGUGACGGUGAAGUGCGCGGCAGUCGGCGAUGUCAUCUAUGUGCUGGCAGGGUUCCAAGGUGUUGGGCGGCUUGGGCAUGUCCUGGAGUACCACACUGACACUGACAGGUGGGUAACAUGCAGCAAGGUGCGAGCAUUCCCCGUCACCAGCUGUCUGAUCUGCGUGGUCGACACGUGUGGCGUCAACGAAGACGAAGACAUGGACCUCAUAGACUCUCAGUCACACGCUGCAUCCACUGCUGCUCCGUCUGCCUCAACCUCAUCAUCUUCAUAGGACGAGAGGAAGUUUUAGUGUAUAUUGAGUUGUGCCGAUGACUGUUUUGGCUGCCACUGCAUUAGGCCUCCAAUAGAAUGUGGAGCUGAUUUACAUGAGGCAAGACCUGGCGUUUCAGGAAGAGCCAGUCAUGCUUAGACAGCUCAUGCCAAUGUGAUGUUCAUGUGCGUACUUAGUUAUGUUCUUUAACAAUGUCCAGUAGCCAAAUGUCUCUUCAACUUUUAUCUGUACCUGAAAUGCAGGUCCUUAUGUUAAAGUUCCAGUGGGACACUAUCCACAAAUUCAUCUUUUAGCGGACAAGGAGACUUUUAAUGAGAGAGGCUUGUCAGGUUGGAUACCCGACUGGUUUAGAAAAAACUAAAAACCAGAAAGAGAGACUGACAAAUACGGUCAGAUAAUGAGGAUUUGAGUUCUUCUCCUUAUUUUAAAGACAUCCGUAAUUUUGUGUUUGUAGCUUGUGAAUUACGUACCAUUAC